This is a messenger RNA of Prosopis cineraria, 1998 nucleotides long. RefSeq names its product AT-hook motif nuclear-localized protein 6-like. The record is from RefSeq and is a predicted model, not a curated record. The transcript has 5 exons. The coding region runs from base 485 to 1585 and encodes 366 amino acids. NCBI's taxonomy places the organism in Eukaryota, Viridiplantae, Streptophyta, Magnoliopsida, Fabales, Fabaceae. Gene Ontology annotation, molecular function: minor groove of adenine-thymine-rich DNA binding.
UCAUGUAUCACUCUGGAGAAAUUAUCUUCUGGAGUUGUUAUUUUUCUCUGUAAUUGUAGAUUUUUUUUUUCGUCAAAAUUUUGGGUUAAUUUUGAAGCUCUGCGGUUUCUGCAAUGGCGGAGAUUUGAUGUACAGUACUGCGUUUUUCUCGGAGGUCUUGCUCAACUGUCGCUAUUGCGUCACUCGUUUCUUCUUCUAUCUGACCUUUCUGAGAAUAAGGGUUGUGUUUUUUCAGGUUUUGUGUUAGAUUAACUAAUUUUUGAGUUCAAACUUCAUUUCCACCCUUUCUGGAUUUCACUUCUCGGCCAUUCAAAUCUACUCCUCCACAGAAAGGGCUUUUAUUGUUUGAAUUUAUUUUUCUGAUUAUUUGUGCGUUUUCUGGUUUGUAAGUUUUUUAAUCUUCUUCGAUGGGUAGGGUUUAUCGUUUUUGAGGUUUUGGUUUUCUUCGUUAUUUCCCACCUUUUUUCCGGUUCGAUUCAUUUAAAUGGAAGAAAAAGAUAGUUUUUUCGCUGGGCUCACCGUGAAGGCUAACGAUGCUCCGGAGAGCCACCAUGUAACUCCGAGAAGUGAAAACUUCGGACUGUUCGGCGGGCAUACAGGGACGGCGCCGGCCCCGGCGCCUGCACCAGCUCCGACUACGGCUCCAAUUCCAUCUCCAGCUUCAGCUCCAGUGCCUUCUUCAGUUUCGGCGCCGGAGCCAGUCAGUGUGGCGGCGGCGCCAGCGAGUACGGAUGUAGUAAAGAAGAAAAGGGGAAGGCCUAGGAAGUACGGGCCUGAUGGCAAAUUAGCGUUGGCGUUGUCGCCGAUGCCAAUUUCAUCUUCUAUUCCGUUGACUGGUGACUUCUCACUGUGGAAACGUGGUAGAGGGCGGCCAGUUGAAUCGGUCAAGAAGUCGUUUAAGUACGAAUUUGAAAGUCCAGGACCAGGUGAUGGCAUUGCAUACUCAGUUGGUGCCAAUUUCACACCCCACGUGCUUACUGUUAAUGCUGGCGAGGAUGUUAAUAUGAAGGUCAUGUCCUUCUCUCAACAGGGGUCUCGUGCUAUUUGUAUUCUUUCUGCAAAUGGAACAAUUUCAAAUGUUACACUCCGUCAACCAACUUCUUCAGGAGGUACCUUAACAUAUGAGGGGCGAUUUGAGAUUCUUUCUUUGUCUGGUUCAUAUAUGCCUUCUGAGAAUGGUGUGACAAGAAGUAGAUCAGGUGGGAUGAGCGUCUCUUUGGCAGGUCCAGAUGGUCGAGUGGUGGGAGGUGGCCUUGCUGGUCUGUUGGUAGCAGCAGGUCCUGUGCAGGUUGUUGUGGGAAGUUUUCUUCCAGGCCACCAGCAGAUGCAGAAACCCAAGAAGCAAAAGACGAAUCAUUUUUCGCCCGUAUCGUCUGGACAUUAUAAUACCAUCCCAGUUGAUGAAAUAAAAAUCAGUUUUGGAGGAGUAAAGCCUAUUAUGACUCCUGCUGCAUUUCAAGCAGACAACAAUGCUGCUGCUUUUAACAACAUCCAGGGCUCUAGCAACUCAUCUGCUGAUGACGGUGAUGAUGAUGUAACCCUUUUGCCAGAAAAGGAGUCUAACCCCAGCCAAAUCGGAUGCUAAAUGAUUUCAUUGUAAGUCAAGUGGUUUCUGCAGAAUCAACCACAUACAUCUAGGUUCACUCAUUCUUGACAUAAGCUGACAAAGAUAGCAUGUUGGCUAGUUAUGAAGACAAAACCCUAGUUGGAUGAGUGUCAGGUUGGUUUUGACUCCGAGGUUGUACUUCGGUACUUAGGUUAGUUAUGGGAUCUCUCUGUUAGAUUUUCCAUGUGUCUGUUCUGAUGUUGUAUCUCUAGUAGUGUUAUAGUGUUGUUUACUCAUUUUAUUUAGUGUCAUUGUGAUGUAGGAAAAUGUGAUGUCAUCAUCUUCCUCAUUUUGCUUAUCUUGAAUGUUUGAAAUGUGAGUGGAUGGAUGUGGGUGUUUCUGAUAUGUAACUUCAAAUAUUAUUUGUGAUGAAAGAAAAAAUUGCAUCUCAA